Molecule: messenger RNA, 3768 nt
Organism: Pteropus alecto (black flying fox)
Lineage: Eukaryota; Metazoa; Chordata; Mammalia; Chiroptera; Pteropodidae
Gene: CLPX
Product: caseinolytic mitochondrial matrix peptidase chaperone subunit
Exons: 14
Coding region: 220-2118 (632 amino acids)
Biological process (GO): proteolysis; protein catabolic process
Cellular component (GO): mitochondrial matrix
Molecular function (GO): protein dimerization activity; ATP hydrolysis activity; zinc ion binding
Source: RefSeq, a predicted model, not a curated record
GGGGAGGGAGGGAACGGGGUUAGGUGUCUGCUGUAUUGGGCAGACGACAGUGGGGCACGAAGAGUGCGAAGGCCUAGCCACCGGACAGGUGAACUCUGCACUGGGCCUAGGGUAGGCGGGAGGUUCUGGAGCCAAUUCAGCGCUCCUUUUGAGUAGGAGUCGGACUGCUGAGACUCGGAGGGCAGCAGGGGGCGAAGCCCCGGCCUAGGCCCCGCGGAGAUGUCCGGUUGCGGCGCUUGUAGUUGCGGAGCGGUCGCUGCGCGGCUCAUCACUUCCUCGCUCGCCUCCGCGCAGAGAGGUAUUUCUUGUCGCAUUCAUAUACCUGUAUUAGGAAGGCUUGGGACCUUUGAAACUCAGAUUCUAAGAAGAGCUCCUUUUAGAACCUUUACAGAAACACCAGCAUACUUUGCCUCAAAAGAUGGGAUAAGUAAAGAUGGCUCCGGAGAUGGAAAUAAGAAAUCAGCAAGUGAGGGAAGCAGUAAGAAAUCAAGCUCUGGGAAUUCUGGGAAAGGUGGAAACCAGCUGCGCUGUCCUAAAUGUGGCGACUUGUGCACACAUGUAGAGACCUUUGUGUCAUCCACUCGUUUUGUGAAGUGUGAAAAAUGUCAUCAUUUUUUUGUUGUGCUAUCUGAAGCAGACUCAAAGAAGAGCAUAAUUAAAGAACCUGAAUCAGCAGCAGAAGCUGUAAAAUUGGCAUUCCAACAGAAACCACCUCCUCCCCCCAAAAAGAUUUAUAACUACCUCGACAAGUAUGUUGUUGGCCAGUCAUUUGCUAAGAAGGUGCUUUCAGUUGCUGUCUACAAUCAUUAUAAGAGAAUAUAUAAUAAUAUCCCUGCUAAUCUGAGACAGCAAGCAGAGGUUGAGAAGCAGACAUCAUUAACACCUAGAGAGUUAGAAAUAAGAAGACGGGAGGAUGAAUACAGAUUUACAAAAUUACUUCAGAUUGCUGGAAUUAGUCCACAUGGUAAUGCUUUAGGAGCAUCAAUGCAGCAACAGGUAAAUCAACAAAUGCCUCAGGAAAAACGAGGAGGUGAAGUGUUGGAUUCUUCCCAUGAUGACAUAAAACUUGAAAAGAGUAAUAUUUUGCUGCUUGGACCAACUGGAUCAGGUAAAACUCUGCUGGCACAAACUCUAGCUAAAUGCCUUGAUGUCCCUUUUGCUAUCUGCGACUGUACGACUUUGACUCAGGCUGGAUAUGUAGGUGAAGAUAUUGAAUCUGUGAUUGCCAAACUGCUCCAAGAUGCCAAUUAUAAUGUAGAAAAAGCACAACAAGGAAUUGUCUUUCUGGAUGAAGUAGAUAAGAUUGGCAGUGUGCCAGGCAUUCAUCAGUUACGCGAUGUAGGUGGAGAAGGCGUUCAGCAAGGCUUAUUAAAACUACUAGAAGGCACAAUAGUCAAUGUUCCAGAAAAGAAUUCCCGCAAACUACGUGGAGAAACAGUACAAGUUGAUACAACAAACAUUCUGUUCGUUGCAUCUGGUGCUUUCAAUGGUUUAGACAGAAUAAUAAGCAGGAGGAAAAAUGAAAAGUAUCUUGGAUUUGGAACACCAUCUAAUCUGGGGAAAGGCAGAAGGGCUGCAGCUGCUGCAGACCUUGCUAAUCGAAGUGGUGAAUCAAAUACUCACCAAGACAUUGAAGAAAAAGAUCGAUUAUUGCGUCAUGUAGAAGCCAGAGAUCUCAUUGAAUUUGGCAUGAUUCCUGAGUUUGUGGGACGGUUGCCUGUGGUAGUUCCUUUGCAUAGCCUAGAUGAGAAGACACUUGUACAAAUCCUAACCGAGCCACGAAAUGCUGUUAUUCCCCAGUACCAGGCCUUAUUCAGCAUGGAUAAGUGUGAACUGAAUGUUACCGAGGAUGCUUUGAAAGCAAUAGCCAGAUUGGCACUGGAACGAAAAACAGGUGCACGAGGACUUCGGUCCAUAAUGGAAAAGCUGUUACUAGAACCAAUGUUCGAAGUCCCUAAUUCUGAUAUUGUAUGUGUGGAGGUUGACAAAGAAGUAGUAGAAGGAAAAAAGGAACCAGGAUACAUCCGGGCUCCAACAAAAGAAUCCUCUGAGGAGGAAUAUGACUCUGGAGUUGAAGAAGAAGGAUGGCCUCGCCAAGCAGAUGCUGCAAACAGCUAGACUGUCAGACUUCUGUAUAUAAAGCUUUUUCCUUGUGUUUGGGAUUGUAACUGUCUCUACAGUCUGACAUUAAAAGCAUUGGAUCUAUCUUGGUUAUCAUACAUGGUCAGGUGCCUUUAGGGUAAAAAUCAGAUCAUGUAUAUUAGGUAACAUCACAUUGAUUUAUACAGAAAACAUUAUGUGGACUUUAAUGACACAAUGUUCAGAGAUAAAAUGUAUAUUAUUUUGGUUCAGUUUUUUAAAAAUAUGGUUACAUUCUUAGGUGUUCUUUUAAAUAAUGCAGGUGUUGCAAUAACUGUGGAUUUUACAAUAAUGUUACUCUACAAAUGGGAAAAUAAAUUCUUUAAAAUUGAAGGUUGGGAUACUAUUAUUUAGUUUAACCUUUUCUACCCAUAUUUGUUUCCUGAAAAUAUUAGAAUUUCAUUCAUUUAAAAAAUUUGAACAGGUAGUUUUCAGGUAGUUAAAAAUUUCAUGGAAAAAGUACCCUGGAGAUUCAUAUUUUAAAUGGUUUAUUUAGCUGUAUUCUUAGUCUUACCUAAUGUAUGACACUAACUUCCCAUUUGGUACUACAAAAAAAGCCAUUCUCUUGCUGACUUGUCUGAUUUAUUUGCCAUCUGUAAUGCAUUUUAGUACCAUGAGUAAGCAGAUAGAAUUGAAGCCUGCCUUAAAUCUUCAGGAAAAGAUCACAUCUAAGUCUAAAAGUAGCAUUCACCAUCAACCAUAACAGCCAUGUGCUAAACUAAAUAAAAUAUCCUAACAUUGUGCACUUACCUAAAGUACUCAGCUAGUUGUUGUUUUUUUUUUUUCAUGCUGGAUAUUCGUCUAAUUCUUUGGCUUCAUAGAACAUUAAAGAAAACCUUUGCUUUGCUAUCAGCAGAAGUUAAUAUGUUCACACUAAAAUAUAAGUUAUUAAUCUUCAUUAUGUAACAAAACUAAACAGUGGGAGGAGUUUAGGGGACUUAAAAAUUAAAAUCGUUUCUUUCCAUAAAUAUUAAAAUAUUUGGGUACCUUUUAAGAUUUUUCUUCUAAAAUGUUAACACAAUUAUCUGUACUAUUCAUUCAGGUCAAACUUCCUUGAAAUUGUUUAAAUCAGAGUACAUUGAAAUAUUUGGAUAUUUGGAUUUUUCAGUUUAUAGACUCAAGUUUUCCUUUUACCCCCUUUUCCUUAGAAAGAGAACUUUAGGCUAUUAGCAGAUUCUAAGUCCUGUUGAUGAAGAGUUGGGCUUUUUAUGAUGUAAUAAGAGACGUGAAAUAUCUAUUUAUGGCUGGAGUAGGAUCAGAAAUAUACUUUUGCAGAGUGUUUAAGCCUGGUUGCUAUAGUAUGGAACAGAAACAGAUAUCUUUAGUCUCCCUAGCAAUGGUUAAAGUUUUUCUCAGGAAGUCUUUCAUAUAACUGUUCAUUAUCUUUCUCUCUUGGUGUCAUUUUCCUCUUUGUAGAGUGAAAAUUGGAAUAGCUACUAAAUAUAUUAAGGGUAAUCAUCCAGAAAUGGACUGGGAGACAUUUUAGUCACAACAACUUACAUUUGGUUUUGGAAGUUGUUAACAAAGCAUAAUCGAUGUUUUUAAAUUAAACACAACUUAGUAUAACUACGAUUUGUAUCUUGAAACUUACAUUUUGGCAUUUGAAUAAAACAAAAGGACUAAAUGAAA